CGACGGCGGCAACGGCGGCGGCUCUCCACUCUUGGCGGCUGUGUUGGGGUCUGGAGUGACUGUGGAAUGCGGUGUCAACAAGCCACUUUCACUAUCGUUUUCACGAAACUUACGUGAUAUUAUUAGGCACGUAGUUUGAGUGCGUUGACCAAUCGAACAUUUCUCGACGAUGGCGUCGGUGUGGUGGCUACUUGUAACGGUGGCGACGGUUAUGAGUAGCUUCUUGGCAUCAGUUGAAGCCAUUUAUUGCCAUCAGUGCGAUUCCAAUCAACACCUGCACUGCUCGGAGCUGUGGGACCAUAACAAUUCACCAGAGCCAACGAGCUGUGACAACCUGUAUGAGGCCAACUACUGCAUCAAGGCCACAGGCAUGUAUGGGGGUCGCAUUGGGACAUUCCGGUUCUGUUCGUCUCGCGACCGGGGUCAUUACUGUGAUUACGUGAAACGACCUGGAGAUGAUCGGGAAUACCGAGCCUGUAUCUACACGUGCACUGGUAAUGGCUGCAAUGCCUCAUCGGUACUUCGGCCUUGGACUGGUGGUGUGGCUGUCCUGCUGGUUGUGGUCCUUGCUUGGAUGGUUGCCUUUUUUUAAAAAUCUCAUUGACAAAGUGCCCAGUGUGGCACAGUGGACUGACUCUUCCUGCACACAGUGCAGCAGAAGUAUCCUGGCACCAGCUCAACAAAACCGCUUUCAGGCUGCGGUUUGUGCACUUCAAUGGAAGCAAAAUGUGGUAGUGUUUGCAUAUUUUGCUUGAAUUGAACAAAAAGCCUUUAUCAGCGGUCUGCAAGGUUGUUCUAGGUGUUUUAAACUCAAAGCAGUUUUUGUACAAAUAACUGUAGCAGUGUGAAAAUGCACGCAGCAAUUCCGUCCAACCAUACAAGUGUUGAUUUGAAAUCUUGUGUACCAUUGCUAGCGAUUAUGACUUUUAUGUCAAAUAUGUGUUUGUUACCGUUGCCGCUUUUUGCUUGGUCAGUGUGACCUUAAUGUGGCCAAAAUGUGUCUUGCCUAUCUCGGAAAUUUGAGUGCUGUACUUUCCUUACAGAUUUAUAUUGUGUAUACAAUUUGUGGUAGUGUCGUACAUUUCUAAACACGGCUGCCAUCCUCGGAGAACCUAUAUGAUGUAUUUUGUUUUAAAUGAUAGGACGGUUGCUGAAGAAAGGAGGAGCAAUCUCUUUUUUACCCCAUUGAUUAAAAAGAAAACAGUGACCUUUAACUACGGUUAUUAAGCAUCAUUAUUAAUUAUAUUUCCAUCCUGUCAUAGAGUACAACUCAUUGAAUCGUGUCACUACAGUCGGCAAACCCUAGCUUAUGGUCAACACAUUUUACAGGCUUUUCUUGGUUUGCUUGUGAAGUUGCUACUAUGCGCGUAGCGGUGUGGUUCAUAUUUUUCGUAGCAGGAGGCUGAUGCACAAAAUGGCAUCCUGCCACUCCUUCGAAAAGUUAUGGCACAGUGUUUUUGUCUUUACACGAUGUGGCAGUUUGACACCCUGUUGAGUGGCUGCAGCAGUGUCAGUUCAGCUAAAAUGUAAUAUUUGCAGCUAUGAUGUACAAGGCGUGGUUUUUGAAACCUCGUCAAAUUACAUUGUGGAGUUCAAAACCAUAGUUAUGAUUGCCGAACCAAUGUUUUUAGGUUACUGCUGACAUUUAGAGGGACAUUAAAGAGGCACUAAAGAGUGACAUCUAAUUAAAUGCAAACCUUAACAGAAUUGUGAGCCAUGGAAGAAGCCUAACUUCCAAGUAGUGUUGUUGUAGAGCAGAUUCAACGAGAAAUUUUGAAUCUCAAAUGCAAGUGGAUGCAUUACAAAAAGCUUGCAGUUGUACUAGAUGUUUUUGACACUGAAACUAAAUUUUAAAAAGGUGCCUUUACUGCUUGCCAGAAGUGAUACAUGUACUUGGAACAUCCAGAUCCUUAAAAUGACUAUGAGCCUGUGGUGCACAUACAAAUCUCGGAAGUGAUAUGCUGUGACUUGCGUCAUAUCUGCUGAUUAUCAGGGCAGCCAUUGUCUGCUUUGAUUAAAGGCUGCUAAUGUCAGCUGUGUUUUCUCGGAAGUGAAUCUCGCCAAGAAUCUAAAACAUAACUUGCAGCAUUAUGUCAACGAACUUCACUCUAUGUUUGAUGGGUGUUGAUCUUGUUUGAAUAUUUCAUCAUUUACAAAAUUUUCAUCAGGUAACAUUUAUUAGUGUCCCUUUAAACCUACUUUUGUUAAAGGGUGUAAGGAAACACAUGGCUAUCUCUUUUGCUUGUCUGCAUCAUUCUACUUCAUGUACUGCCCUGCUUUUUGAAAGGCAUUUAAAACAUUUAUUCCACACUCUCAAACAGUGAACCGUUUCAAAACAUGCCUCUUACAUCACUGUGCGUGGCCUCAGUGGACCUCAGUGGCUUGACGGAGUGCUCGGAAAGAAUGUGAGCCUGUAAGGUGCAGAAUGAAAUUUAAGUAACUUUAAAGUUGAAGAGCAUGCCCCACCACUUUCAUUGCUGUCCAAAUGUGAAAAAUUGUGGAAAAACCAGGUUGGAACACAUUUAGCCAUCCUGACCAUGAGUCAACAACCACCAAAGGGAUCUUCAAAUUGAAUAAGCCUGCUUCUACGAAUAUUUACUUUGUGUUAGGUGCAUAAAAUCACUGCUACAGCGAACAGUUUUUGUGAAGCGUAUAUGUUCUCUGUCUUGAUCCGUUUCAUGUUUAUACUGUUGUAAAUCAGUGAGGUGUGUUUGACAUUGGCAGCAUUGUCUUGGGAUGCUGUAGCAUUGCUGUCCUUUGCUUUCACAUGUGUUUGUUAGUGUGCUUGUUGCGCAUUAGAAGUGUUAUUUCUUCAUCUUUAGCAGAGUUGAGAUUCGUAUGCGAUCAGUGAUUGCUAAUGCAGGGAGGUCUGAAUCUGGGCAGAUGCUACAGUAGAGCUCACCAGAUUUGAUGCAUGAAAGUCUUGUUUUAUGAAGACAGUUUGUUGCUUGUUUUGUAGGGUUAAAGUGAACUUCUCUCUGUAGCUUGGAAUGCACAUUCUAUGAUCCAUGUGCUUGCACACUGCAAACGUAUAAUUAAGCUGUUUGGGAUGAGUGCACACUCAGGAGUACUACAGUCGAACCCGGAUAUAUCGAAUAAUUCAAUAUAAACCUUUUGAAGAAUUUCUUGCGUUUUUGGUGCCAAUUUUGGUGUGCAUGUUGGCUUCAUGGUACUGCUUCACGAUAAUGUAAGAAAGAUGCCAUCACGACCAUUUGCAUUUUUUUUUAUUUUGUAUUUUUCCGUGAUUUGCAGUUGGUGAUGCAAAGUUAUAUGCAAGGGUGGGUUAUACAUCAGAAAAUACGGUAUCAAUGUAAAUAGCGCCUGAACAUCUUCAUACGCAGCUGUACAUAGUCGUCAGGUGCCGGAAGCCUCUAUUCUGCCUUGGCCCUAGUUUCGGCCUUGUUUUUGAGUGUCAUACUCAGCGUGCUUCUUGGGAUGCUGUAUGCAGCAGAGACGCAAGUCUUCUUUCCCCCACCUUCCACUGUAUUCAUUAUUUCCAGCUUUGCAGAGAACAGCAUGGCUUUUUUCUUUUACGGCAUUUAUCGCGUUAACAAAAGAAGCAAACGGCGACCCCACACGGCCGGCUGGUGGGACCGACGAUGAGGAAUCAUGGGGAAAAGCAUGUGAUAGCAAGCGGUAGUUUCUACUCGCUCUGUGUGGCACUCUCCUAAUCACACCGCUUGCCCUCCCGAAUGUUUGCGAGAAAGUCUUCCGUGAGGAAACAAGAAAUUCUUGUGACGGAAAGCCAACUUUUUGGGGCGUUUCACGCUGCCUGAUGUUCGAUAUAGCAAGUGUUCUGGCUCUUUUUGUUCGAUGUAGCCAUAGAUUAUUCUAUGCAUUGACGUUAAAGCAUUGUAGUAUUCGAAAAUAGUUCGAUAUAAAGGAUAAUUCGAUUUGCCCAAUUUCGAUGUAGUUGGGUUUGACUGUAAUCGCAUUCGUAGCAUCUCUUUCUUGCGCUUACGCGAAUCAUUAACCAACAAAACCUGAUGUACGGAUCGAUUGCAUUUCAUCUAUUUUUUACCGACUCUCUCUUUAUAUAUGUGUAUAUAUUAUAUACAGCUUGCAAGUAUAAAAAUGCGGUUAACAUGUUGGCUGCUCACAAUUUCCAUUGCUACUUUACUGCCACAUAGCAAUAUGUUUUUAAUUGCAUCUUAUUGUCUCUUCUCAAGUCAUACUUUUUACGAUUACAUGGUGGUGUAACUUUUUACAGUAUCAUGGUGAUAUGCAGCUGCUACCAGAACUAGUGGCUUCAUCUUGCUUUGUCUUGCAGGUGGGUCUCUUGGGCUCUCUGGGUGCUGUAGAAUUUUUCUACCCAAGUUGCCUGCACACUUGCUUACAUAUUUGUCCUUUUCAUGUACUGCUGCUAUUUACAUCGUGUUAGGUGCAUAAAAUCACUCUACAUCCAGUCUGUUUCAUCCUUGCAUAUCAUCACUGAGCUAUUUCAUUUUGCCAUGCUUGCAUCAUACAGAAAAUUGCUCCUUCAUGCUAACACUAGUUGUAUCAUUUGUUGCUUGGAGUGGUGGUUGUUUGGAAUCAUUGCAACAGCACAUGUUUAGUAGAGGAUGCACUUUGAUUGAUGGGCCCAAAUUACCUCGACAUGCUGCAUUUAUUUCUUAAUUAACCAUGCAUGUCAAUAUUUUUUUUUUUUUUGACAGCUUGACUAUCAUUUUAUUGUUUGCAGUGCCUGUUAUGGCAAAAGGGAUGCUUGAAGCGUGUUUUAAACUGCAAAGUUAUAUUCCGUGGUUGACACAGUGAUGCUUCUCGUUUUGCAGCACUUGUAUGUUCAGCAGUGAGGCAUGAAGGUUUUUUACGGGAGAAAUGUCACUGUAUUUAAGUCUACUUUUUCCCACAGCUGUGUGAAAAUGUACACUCAUUUUGGAGGUUUCCCAAGAAACUGUGUUGUCGUCAUCUCCUGUUUAAAGUGCGAGUGUUCAUAUACCAUAGCUCUAGCAACUUUCUCCAGUCAGUGCUUGCAUUUGACUAAGCAUGCAAACUCUAUUAAAGCACCAUGGUUUGUGAUUGUAAGAGCUGAGUAAGUUGUUCCAGCUGCUCCGGCAUUGCAAUGUAUUGUACACUUUCUGGGUGCAUAUUGACUGGCACUUUUCUGUGAUGUGGGUUUUAAUGCAUUAUGUUCAUAGCAGUUUUUUGUUAUGAGACAGCCGUGUUACACAAGUCUGAAGUAGAAAACAUGGCAGUGUGAAGAGCACUGCACUUUUCACUGCACUUUUCACUGCACUUUUCUUCUUUGCUGCUGCUGCUGCGAUGUAUUUUUUUGUGAGAAAUGUUUUAUUUUUUUAUAUAAAUGAAAUUCUGAGGA
This is a messenger RNA of Rhipicephalus sanguineus (brown dog tick), 5317 nucleotides long. RefSeq lists its product as uncharacterized. The record is from RefSeq and is a predicted model, not a curated record. Lineage: Eukaryota; Metazoa; Arthropoda; Arachnida; Ixodida; Ixodidae. Gene Ontology annotation, biological process: positive regulation of voltage-gated potassium channel activity; regulation of synaptic transmission, cholinergic; sleep. The coding region runs from base 170 to 592 and encodes 140 amino acids. The transcript is spliced from 3 exons.